AUGUGGGCUUUCAAACGUGAAAUACCGAUUUUCAGGGAGUUUUCCGCUUUCAAAACGGUUAAAAUACGGCUUUCGCGGAGAACUUAUAAGCAAAUGAAAUUCCAAACCAAGGAUGAAGAGAAACUGCGAUUAGUUAGCGAGUCCUUACGCUUCAAUGACUUUGGUAUUGAGUGUGGCGAAUUAGAGCAGUUGAGAAAGUGUCUGUACCCCGUCAGGAACGGUGUGGUGAACUUUCCUGACGGGAAGGAAUUCCAGGUCGGAAACUUGCAACGAUUGGGCAGGACACUUCUGCGAUUGAGUAUAAUGGGUAGCUUUAUGAAUGUUUUCAAGAGAAGCCGACACGAUAUCAACGGGCUGGAUUUCAAUUACGAGGAGAAAAUGACACAUAUGAGCACCUCUAGACGUUCGCCGGAGAUUCUUCUACGACGGUUUAUAACGCACAGAUUCGACAGGUUAGCACGCGUCCCAAUGCCAGAGAAAAAGGUUCCUUUGAGGAUUCACAGGGUUUUUGAUCAAAGAUGUCUAUUCGCUAUCAUUGGGUAUGUCAGCGUCAUCAACGAUCACAACAAAAUCACAGCUUUGCUGCGAGAACGCGUAGCGAAACCUAUACUCAAGAAGGCUUUCGGCAUGUAG
This is a messenger RNA of Lachancea sp. 'fantastica', 633 nucleotides long. The record is from the annotation of a GenBank genome assembly. NCBI's taxonomy places the organism in Eukaryota, Fungi, Ascomycota, Saccharomycetes, Saccharomycetales, Saccharomycetaceae.